GUCGGCCAUUUUAGGUGGUCCGCGGCGGCGCCAUUAAAGCGAGGAGGAGGCGAGAGCGGCCGCCGCUGGUGCUUAUUCUUUUUUAGUGCAGCGGGAGAGAGCGGGAGUGUGCGCCGCGCGAGAGUGGGAGGCGAAGGGGGCAGGCCAGGGAGAGGCGCAGGAGCCUUUGCAGCCACGCGCGCGCCUUCCCUGUCUUGUGUGCUUCGCGAGGUAGAGCGGGCGCGCGGCAGCGGCGGGGAUUACUUUGCUGCUAGUUUCGGUUCGCGGCAGCGGCGGGUGUAGUCUCGGCGGCAGCGGCGGAGACACUAGCACUAUGUCGGAGGAGCAGUUCGGCGGGGACGGGGCGGCGGCAGCGGCAACGGCGGCGGUAGGCGGCUCGGCGGGCGAGCAGGAGGGAGCCAUGGUGGCGGCGACACAGGGGGCAGCGGCGGCGGCGGGAAGCGGAGCCGGGACCGGGGGCGGAACCGCGUCUGGAGGCACCGAAGGGGGCAGCGCCGAGUCGGAGGGGGCGAAGAUUGACGCCAGUAAGAACGAGGAGGAUGAAGGCCAUUCAAACUCCUCCCCACGACACUCUGAAGCAGCGACGGCACAGCGGGAAGAAUGGAAAAUGUUUAUAGGAGGCCUUAGCUGGGACACUACAAAGAAAGAUCUGAAGGACUACUUUUCCAAAUUUGGUGAAGUUGUAGACUGCACUCUGAAGUUAGAUCCUAUCACAGGGCGAUCAAGGGGUUUUGGCUUUGUGCUAUUUAAAGAAUCGGAGAGUGUAGAUAAGGUCAUGGAUCAAAAAGAACAUAAAUUGAAUGGGAAGGUGAUUGAUCCUAAAAGGGCCAAAGCCAUGAAAACAAAAGAGCCGGUUAAAAAAAUUUUUGUUGGUGGCCUUUCUCCAGAUACACCUGAAGAGAAAAUAAGGGAGUACUUUGGUGGUUUUGGUGAGGUGGAAUCCAUAGAGCUCCCCAUGGACAACAAGACCAAUAAGAGGCGUGGGUUCUGCUUUAUUACCUUUAAGGAAGAAGAACCAGUGAAGAAGAUAAUGGAAAAGAAAUACCACAAUGUUGGUCUUAGUAAAUGUGAAAUAAAAGUAGCCAUGUCGAAGGAACAAUAUCAGCAACAGCAACAGUGGGGAUCUAGAGGAGGAUUUGCAGGAAGAGCUCGUGGAAGAGGUGGUGGCCCCAGUCAAAACUGGAACCAGGGAUAUAGUAACUAUUGGAAUCAAGGCUAUGGCAACUAUGGAUAUAACAGCCAAGGUUACGGUGGUUAUGGAGGAUAUGACUACACUGGUUACAACAACUACUAUGGAUAUGGUGAUUAUAGCAACCAGCAGAGUGGUUAUGGGAAGGUAUCCAGGCGAGGUGGUCAUCAAAAUAGCUACAAACCAUACUAAAUUAUUCCAUUUGCAACUUAUCCCCAACAGGUGGUGAAGCAGUAUUUUCCAAUUUGAAGAUUCAUUUGAAGGUGGCUCCUGCCACCUGCUAAUAGCAGUUCAAACUAAAUUUUUUGUAUCAAGUCCCUGAAUGGAAGUAUGACGUUGGGUCCCUCUGAAGUUUAAUUCUGAGUUCUCAUUAAAAGAAAUUUGCUUUCAUUGUUUUAUUUCUUAAUUGCUAUGCUUCAGAAUCAAUUUGUGUUUUAUGCCCUUUCCCCCAGUAUUGUAGAGCAAGUCUUGUGUUAAAAGCCCAGUGUGACAGUGUCAUGAUGUAGUAGUGUCUUACUGGUUUUUUAAUAAAUCCUUUUGUAUAAAAAUGUAUUGGCUCUUUUAUCAUCAGAAUAGGAAAAAUUGUCAUGGAUUCAAGUUAUUAAAAGCAUAAGUUUGGAAGACAGGCUUGCCGAAAUUGAGGACAUGAUUAAAAUUGCAGUGAAGUUUGAAAUGUUUUUAGCAAAAUCUAAUUUUUGCCAUAAUGUGUCCUCCCUGUCCAAAUUGGGAAUGACUUAAUGUCAAUUUGUUUGUUGGUUGUUUUAAUAAUACUUCCUUAUGUAGCCAUUAAGAUUUAUAUGAAUAUUUUCCCAAAUGCCCAGUUUUUGCUUAAUAUGUAUUGUGCUUUUUAGAACAAAUCUGGAUAAAUGUGCAAAAGUACCCCUUUGCACAGAUAGUUAAUGUUUUAUGCUUCCAUUAAAUAAAAAGGACUUAAAAUCUGUUAAUUAUAAUAGAAAUGCGGCUAGUUCAGAGAGAUUUUUAGAGCUGUGGUGGACUUCAUAGAUGAAUUCAAGUGUUGAGGGAGGAUUAAAGAAAUAUAUACCGUGUUUAUGUGUGUGUGCUUAUUUGUUUGAAUGAUUUUAUUUUCCAUUUCUCAAAGGUUUUAUUUUUUUGGUUAGGGCCUUAAAAUUUCAGGACUGUGAUUAUUAGUAUGUGUGCCUAAGGAACUUUUUGAGUCACUCUUAAGAAAGUGAAACUGAAGAGUCUAAGUGAUAACUAUAGGAUUAAGUCAGAAUUGUUUUUCCUGUCAUUUGUUGGAAGCUUCUUGAGUUCUGUUAUUAGCAUUCAGGGAAUUGAUACCCAUCAACUUGAAUGGAAAAUCGUUUGUAGGUAUUACUUAAGUGAAUGUUAAGAGUUCCACCCUGAGUGGUAAUCUAAGGCUGUGCAGUCAGUUACUUCAGACUGCUCAGAAUAGUUCAUUAGAAAGGUAACAAAUGAGAAAUGUAUUAUUAUACAGUUCUAUAGUAGUGAAGUGAUGGAAUACCUUUCUUACUUUUGUGGAGUUACAUCUGAUGCUAAGAAUUUGACCUCCAACUAAGCAAACAUUUUAAUGAGCAAAAGUUAGUGUUAUUAAAGUUUUUUUAUGAUAGAUCCAAAUUGAGGACCUGUGUCCUGUUUUUAUAAGAUUGCAACCCAGCUAUGCUCAUUUGUUUAUGUUUUGUAUAUGGCUGCUUUUGUGUUACAGUGGUAGAGUUUAGUAGUUAGGACAGAGACCUGCAAAGCAAAAUAAUUUACAGUCUGGCCCUUUACAGAAAAGUUUGCUGACUCAUGGUCAAAAUAAAUGAAAAUUUUUUGUGUUAGGGUUGUUAAGCUAGGGUUCUUUUUGGUAUCAUAUGCUUAUUUUAUGUAAAUCUCUCAAUAAAAAAUUAUUUUUAAGAGA
Homo sapiens (human) is the source of this 3068-nucleotide messenger RNA. It is a transcript of the gene HNRNPD, whose product is annotated as heterogeneous nuclear ribonucleoprotein D. The record is from RefSeq and is marked reviewed. Lineage: Eukaryota; Metazoa; Chordata; Mammalia; Primates; Hominidae. Gene Ontology annotation, biological process: 3'-UTR-mediated mRNA destabilization; cellular response to putrescine; response to estradiol. Gene Ontology annotation, molecular function: minor groove of adenine-thymine-rich DNA binding; RNA binding; mRNA 3'-UTR AU-rich region binding. Bases 314 to 1381 code for a protein of 355 amino acids. The transcript has 9 exons. Gene Ontology annotation, cellular component: nucleus; postsynaptic density; cytoplasm.